This is a messenger RNA of Ziziphus jujuba (common jujube), 2564 nucleotides long. RefSeq names its product nuclear pore complex protein NUP1. Gene Ontology annotation, biological process: nuclear membrane organization. The transcript has 8 exons. The record is from RefSeq and is a predicted model, not a curated record. NCBI's taxonomy places the organism in Eukaryota, Viridiplantae, Streptophyta, Magnoliopsida, Rosales, Rhamnaceae. Bases 220 to 2400 code for a protein of 726 amino acids. Gene Ontology annotation, cellular component: nuclear envelope.
AGAAAAAAAAAAGAAAAAAGAAAAAGGUAAAACACUACAAAAUAAUAAUAAAAAAAAAAGAAAAAGAAAACGAAACCCCAAAUUCUCCGCUUCUCACUGGAAUAUGUAAAAUUAAAAAAGAUUAAAAAAUAAUAAAAAAAGAGUCAAAAAGCGUGCUGCACUCCGAGGCAGUGAGAGCACAGCAGCCGUAGUGUCGGGGGGUGAGAGAGACAGAGAGGGAUGGGGGCGGAUGCGGAUGCGGAUACGACGCCGUCGCUGGACGGAGGAAGAGAAGGUAGAGGAGCUGGCGGGAAGCUUCGUAAGCCGUCAGCUAGGAAGCCGCCGACAACUCCAUAUGCUCGUCCAGCGAAUAGCCUAGUUGAGAGGGGCCAGCCUCGCCGCUGGCUUUCCAAGCUUGUUGAUCCGGCUUGCCGGCUCAUCGUUACCGGCGCCAACCGAUUCUUGCCCUCCUUCUUUUCCAAAUCGACUUAUUCUACCGCCUUGCCUGAGACCAAUGUGGAAGAUCACGAUAAAUGGGACACGGAGGUGGAACCAAAUGCUUGUGGUGGGGAUCAUGAUUGCAGCUUAAAUCAUGAGUUGCCCACAACAACUGAAUUAGCAGGUCCUAGCAGAGCAGAUAAAUCAGAGAGUGCUUCUGACCUUGAUUUACACAAGCAAGAAAAGGAUGGUGACCUACCCAAUGACAAUGGACUUUUUGAAAUAGAGCAGCUGCUGAAGGAGAAACAUUUUUCAAGGGGCGAAGUGAGUCGUUUGAUGGAAAUAAUAAAUUCAAAGGCUGUUGAACUUCCUACAUUGGAGCAUGAACAGAAAAAUCAGAGUAUGGCUGCAGGAGGAGAAGCUGAGGGACCUGUGGUAUCCCAUGAAAUUCAAAAGAUGUCGUUUGAGAAAAAUAAGGAAGAUAAAAGUGGAGCAUGGGAUUUCUCAACUCCUCUUUGCCAGUCAGUUAUGGCGGAUAAAGUUGGUGCUUCUCCAAUUGAGAUUGCAAGAGCAUACAUGGGAAGCCGAACAUCAGAAUUAGACAUUUCUUCUAAGAGAAUAAUAUCAAAUGAUGAAAGGAAUUUGUUGCUUGACUCUGAAAUAGCGAUAGAGCCGUUUGUUCCAUCACCUUUGUCUAAGCCAUCUGCAUGCUGGCCAGGUGCUGUAUUGCAGGAUCAACGUGGUUAUUCAACACCUCUAAGUCAGAGAGGCAGAUUUGGGCUUCAUAAUUUUCCCCGAACCCCUUACUCUAGAAGUAUCUUUUCAAAGUCCAAGUCCAAGUUAUCCCAAUUACAAGGUGAUAAAGAUAAGUUGCUGAUCCCUUCUUCUUCCCUGCAACAAUGUCAGACUCCUACAUUUGGACAGGUUAAUUUGAGGAGUGAUGCAUUGGAUGAUCAUUAUGGAUCGGUGGGACCAAUUCGUAGGCCUAGACAUAAAUUUGUUGCACAAACACCUGCUAGAGGAUCUAUCUUUGUUAAUUCUUCAGUUGGGCCUUCAAAGGUUGAAAACACAAAUCCUUCCAGAGCUUUUUUGCCUGCUGUCAGGAAAAAUUUUGAACAUGGUGAAGCAAGUAGCAGCUCCCAAUUUCAGUCAGUAGAGAGAAAGCAACGAAGUUUUGAAGGCGUUCCAACUGUUCAUCCACAGUCUACUCAGAUUGCUAGGAAAAUCCUGGAGCACAUUGAUAGAAAGACACCAACUCCUAAAGAUAAGUCAGAGGAGUUAAAGCUAGUCACUUCAUGGAAGAAAACCCCAUCUUCUGAUUCUACUUCAAUCAUUUCGAAUGGAUAUGAUAGCUUACUGCCUGUAAAAGGGUUUUACUCUGAUAAGAUCAUGGAUCCGGAUAACCCGAAAACGUCUGCUAAAGAGAGUGCUGAUAAGUCCAAUUCUCUUAUGAAGAGUACUCUUGAAGCUACUGAUACUGUAAUAAGCAGAGUUCCGGGUUCUGAUGCCUAUAUUGGCAAUGGGGGUGAUGGAGGUUCUGUAAGCAAGAGUUUGCUUGAGGGUGUCCCGAAGAUCACCUCCUCUCAGUUGCCAGAUCUUCAGAAGAAGCCUCCUCUUUCUUCGUGGGCUAAGCCUGCUUUAUCUAAUAUCGCCAUUGACAAGCCAGAGUCGAAGUGGAGAUUUUCUUCAGAUAAUAGCUCCGGGUUUUCCUUUCCGGUUUCAACAUCCCCGGAGGUGCUCUCCGAACCACCUACGCCAUCAAUCAUGCCUACAUUCUCAGGAAGCAGCCAACAUCAUCCCAACGAUGCUGUUCCUAAAUACACUUUUGGUGAGGCGAAGUCUGGUCCUGACCUUGUAUUUUCUUUCCCGUCUACGACCAACACUGCCAUUCAUAAUGAUGCUUCAGAUAUUAAGUUCAGCUUUGGAUCCAACAAGACGAGGAUAUCUUUCGGUUCAAUAGGAAAAAAUACCAUCUGCUAUUAACUGAAAGGAAAAUUUGCUAAUGUUUUUCCUUUUUUCUUUAUGAUUUUUUUUUUUCAAGGUGAAAAUUUCUGUAAGAAUUCUUAAAUAAGUUGUAUUCUCUCUUGGUGCAGUUGAUUUUCCUCAGUUUCAAGUAGACCUAUAUAAAAUUGUUGAGUUUUGAGAGA